AUCAGCCUCGCCAUCACGUCUACAAAGUCCGACAUUCAAGUACCUUUUCAUCCAAACUGCAUGUAAGGAUGAAUAUCCUAGCGACGAAACGAAAUAAGUGAUGCGACAACUCUCCAAGCACAUAUUCUCUUUCAACGUUCACGAUGCCGAUAUACUGCCAGAAAUGCCGGACACCACUGAAGCUCGAUAGCUCUUUGGAAGACCUCAACCCUGCCGCCUUCGAUUUACUUGUUGGCGCGACUUCACAACAAUACCCAAAGAACACCUUCUCUCGCCCUCCAUACCCCGAAGGACGACGAAAGCUGUACGAGCAAGUCUCCAAGAAUGCCGGACCUCCCACAAUCAGACGUAACCUUGCGUCAGGUCAUCGAAGUGAUACCGCUCCACCAAGUCUAGGUAACCCGGCCAUGUCGUUUGUUAUGCUUACGGAGUCACAAGUGGUACCGCCAUCAGUUGUUGUGAAGUCGCCAGAAGAUACAAAUCCCGGGAACAACCGCCAUGAUAAAGUCGUUGCUCUGGACGGACAAGACGAAGGGAAAGCCAUGUCGCAGGAUAUGGAACGAGCCUCUAGGCUCUUCGAGAUACUCUCGGCACGAUCAGACAUCGAUCAUCCUGUGUGCACAGAAUGCACGGAUAUGCUGGUGGCAGGAUUACAGCACAGAUUAGAAGCAGCUACAAAAGAGAGAGAUGCCUACGUUAGCUUCCUUAAGCAAGUGAAUGCCGAAAUCCCAACAGAAGAAGAGGUUCAAGAAUCAAAGGAUGCCUUGGCCAAAGCCAGGAAGGAGGAAGAAGCUGCCAUCGAGGAGCUGAAGAAGCUAGAAGCAGAGAAAGCCGCCGUCGACGAAGAGAUCGCCCAACUUGAAGAGGAAGCCCGAUCAUUAGACAUCGAAGAAGAGAAAUUCUGGCGAGACCGCAACGCUUUCGCCAUGAAGCUCGCAGAAUUUCAAAACAUCCGAGAUAGCGUAAAUCUCCAAUACGACCACGACACCCAACUCCUCGAGAAACUGCAACGAACAAACGUCUACAACGACACCUUCUGCAUCUCCCACGACGGCAAAUUCGGCACCAUCAACGGCUUACGUCUCGGUCGACUCUCCAACGUCCCCGUCGACUGGCCCGAGAUCAACGCCGCCUGGGGCCAUACCGUCCUCCUCUUACAAACCGUAGCCGAUAGACUCGGCUACAAGUUCCAAGGCUACGAACUGCAACCCAUGGGCUCCACAUCGCGGAUCAUCCGCUACGAAACCCCCAACCCGUCCUCAUCACGGAACAGCCCCCGAGCAGGCAAGAAACACAUCCUGGAGCUCUACUCCAGCGGCGACAUGCCUCUCGGCCUCACGUUCAUGCACCGCCGCUUCGACAUCGCCAUGGAAGCCUUCCUCGAAUGCAUGCGCCAACUCGGAGCCUUCGUCGAGGCGGAAUCGGCAAAGAGUAGUGAGAGCGGGAGGGGAUUGGCGUUGCCGUAUAAGAUCGAUGGUGCUAUGAUUGGGGACGUGAGUAUUAAGCUGGGUAUAGCGCAAGACGAUGCUUGGAGUCGAGCGUGCAAGUUUACAUUGACUUGUUGCAAGUUCCUGUUGGCUCAUGCUAGUAAUGUUAAUGCCGCGAGUGGGAGGAGGGGUGUAUGAUAGCUAGGUAUCUGGAGUUUGGAUCAUGGCGCUGAGUUACAAGCAGGGAGGAAGGGCAUUUUAGGCGUUAGGACACAAACAUCGAGAGAGUACAGUACAUAGAGAGGGGUCAAUGAAAACGAGGAGUCUUAAAUGCUUGCAUGC
Molecule: messenger RNA, 1769 nt
Organism: Mollisia scopiformis
Lineage: Eukaryota; Fungi; Ascomycota; Leotiomycetes; Helotiales; Mollisiaceae
Product: beclin-1
Exons: 2
Coding region: 144-1625 (493 amino acids)
Biological process (GO): late endosome to vacuole transport; autophagy; cellular response to nitrogen starvation
Cellular component (GO): phosphatidylinositol 3-kinase complex, class III, type II; phosphatidylinositol 3-kinase complex, class III, type I; phagophore assembly site
Source: RefSeq, a predicted model, not a curated record